Messenger RNA from Pan troglodytes (chimpanzee), 3120 nucleotides. RefSeq names its product 3-keto-steroid reductase/17-beta-hydroxysteroid dehydrogenase 7-like. Lineage: Eukaryota; Metazoa; Chordata; Mammalia; Primates; Hominidae. Gene Ontology annotation, molecular function: estradiol 17-beta-dehydrogenase [NAD(P)+] activity; 3-beta-hydroxysteroid 3-dehydrogenase (NADP+) activity; 5-alpha-androstane-3-beta,17-beta-diol dehydrogenase (NADP+) activity. Bases 129 to 1037 code for a protein of 302 amino acids. The record is from RefSeq and is a predicted model, not a curated record. The transcript is spliced from 9 exons. Gene Ontology annotation, cellular component: endoplasmic reticulum membrane. Gene Ontology annotation, biological process: cholesterol biosynthetic process.
GAUGACGCAACGGGAGGCGGGGCGUGGCCGUACUCUGAUUGGUGACGGGUGAGGCGGCCCGAAAUCGUAGGACUUCCGAAAGCAGCGGCGGCGUUUGCUUCACUGCUUGGAAGUGUGAGUGCGCGAAGAUGCGAAAGGUGGUUUUGAUCACCGGGGCUAGCAGUGGCAUUGGCCUGGCCCUCUGCAAGCGGCUGCUGGCGGAAGAUGAUGAGCUUCAUCUGUGUUUGGCGUGCAGGAAUAUGAGCAAGGCAGAAGCUGUCUGUGCUGCUCUGCUGGCCUCUCACCCCACUGCUGAGGUCACCAUUGUCCAGGUGGAUGUCAGCAACCUGCAGUCGUUCUUCCGGGCCUCCAGGGAACUUAAGCAAAGGUUUCAGAGAUUAGACCGUAUAUAUCUAAAUGCUGGGAUCAUGCCUAAUCCACAACUAAAUAUCAAAGCACUUCUCUUUGGCCUCUUUUCAAGAAAAGUGAUUCAUAUGUUCUCCACAGCAGAAGGCCUGCUGACCCAGGGUGAUAAGAUCACUGCUGAUGGACUUCAGGAGGUGUUUGAGACCAAUGUCUUUGGCCAUUUUAUCCUGAUUCGGGAACUGGAGCCUCUCCUCUGUCACAGUGACAAUCCAUCUCAGCUCAUCUGGACAUCAUCUCGCAAUGCAAGGAAAUCUAAUUUCAGCCUCGAGGACUUCCAGCACAGCAAAGGCAAGGAACCCUACAGCUCUUCCAAAUAUGCCACUGACCUUUUGAGUGUGGCUUUGAACAGGAACUUCAACCAGCAGGAUCUCUAUUCCAAUGUGGCCUGUCCAGGUACAGCAUUGACCAAUUUGACAUAUGGAAUUCUGCCUCCGUUUAUAUGGACGCUGUUGAUGCCGGCAAUAUUGCUACUUCGCUUUUUUGCAAAUGCAUUCACUUUGACACCAUAUAAUGGAACAGAAGCUCUGGUAUGGCUUUUCCACCAAAAGCCUGAAUCUCUCAAACCUCUGAUCAAAUAUCUGAGUGCCACUACUGGCUUUGGAAGAAAUUACAUUAUGACCCAGAAGAAUUGAUGGAAGCCAUGAUCAUCAGAUUCAGGAAAAAUGGCAAGUUCCACACAAGAUAGACACAGAUAAAGAAAAACCUAGACAUAGUGAAACUGCAGAGAACCAAAGAAACUAACUUGCAAAAACAAUUGGAGACAAUAGAUUAUUGACAAAAAUCACUGGGUGGAUUAGCUAAUGCCUAUAAUCCCAGCACUGGCCAAAGUGGAAGGAUAGCUUAAGGCCAGGAGUUAGAGACCAGCCUGGGCAACAUAACGAGAUGCUGUCUUUACCAAAAAUAAAUCAUUUCUUUUUAAUAUUGUUGGAUUUGCUUUGCUAAUAUUUUAUGGAGAAUUUAUGUGUCUAAGUUCAUGAAAGAUAUUGGCCUGUACUUUUUUUUGGUUUUGACUGGUUUGGUUAUUUGGCAAUAGCAACCUCAUAAAAUGAGUUGAAGUGUUCUCUCACCUUCUAUAUUCUGGAAUAUUAUAUAACAUUGGUGUUAAUUCUUCUUUAAAUAUUUGGUAGAAUUCACCAGUGAAACCAUCUGGGCCUGGAGAUUUAUUUUAUGAAUCUUUAAAAUUAUGCAUGUAAUUGUUAAUGAUGAUAAAACUGUUCAGAUUUUCUGUUUUAUCUUGUGUUUUUGUCAUUUGUACUUUUUAAGGAAUUGGUCAAUUAUUUCUAAGUUUUCAAAUUUAUUAGCAUAAAAGUUGCUUGUAGUAGUAUUUUCUUUUUAAUGGCUACGAGAUCUGUAAUGAUGUUCUGUAUUUCGUUCUUGAUGUUAAUGUCUUCUCUUUUUUAGUUUUUGUCGGUCUUGCUAGGAGUUUCUCAAUUUUAAUGGUAUUUUCCUAAGAACCAACUUUUUGUUUGGUAAAUUUUCCCAAUUGUUUUCCUAUUACCAAUUUCACUGAUUUCGGCUCAGAUCUUUUCUAUUUCCUUCCUUCUGCUUGCUUGGAUUUAUUUUGUUCUUCUUUCUCUACUUUCUUGCUGUAAAAAAAUUAUUAACUUGAAAUUUUUCCUCUUAUCAUAAGCAUUUAGAACUAUAAAUUUUCUUCUUAGCACUAUUCUAGCUGCAUGCCAGAUUUUUUGACACAUUCUUUUUUAUUAAGUUGUAUAUACUUUUAUUAACUUCCUUUGAUACUUUCUUUUUACUCAUGGAUUAUUUAGAAAUAUUGUUUAAUGUACAUAUUUUUAGAGAUUUUAAAAAACUUGUUAUUGAUUUCUGACUUUUUUUGUUUUGAUUUCCAGUUUUAUUCUAUUACAGUCAGAGAUCACAUUCUGUCUGAUUUCUAUACCGUUAAAUUUGUUGAGGUUUGUUUUAUGGCCUAGGAUAAGGCCUGCUUUGGUGAAUGUCUCAUGGGCUGUCCUCCACACUGUACCUGCUGUUGUUUCUUCUUCGGAAUUCUAAGGUAAUUGUUUUUUUUUUUUUUUUUUUUUUUUUUUUGCCUUUUUUCCACAGUUAAUAGUUGUUCUUCAGGAAGGAUGGUCUGUAGGUGGGGUACAUUGCUAUAAUUAAAAGCAAGACUUCUCCGCACUUUUUAGUUCCAUCUUUAUUUCUGUAUGAUUUUACUUUCUUCGGUUUCUUUCCUGAGUAUAAUCAGUUUUUGUUUUAUUUCUUCCUGCUCUUUGUCCAUUUCUGUUUUUAAAAUUUUUGAUCCAUAGUAUUUUUUAAUAUCUCCAAAUGCUUGUUUAAGGAUAUUUAAUUCUGUUUCAUUGGGUUAGUAUUUUCUUCUCCCUUGUAGUUGUUUUCUUGGGCAUGGGAGAUGGUGGUUAUUGUGGUUGUCAGCUCAAACUUUUUCUCCCUCAUUUUGUUUGCUUCACUUCUCAGCAAAGUCUUCUGGUCACCCAGUCUAAAAUUUCAUCAUGCCCCUCAUAUCUUCUAAUCUUUCUUAUCUACCUUUUUUUUCCUUUUUGCUGCUUAUUACUGUUUAACAUAUGUAUUUUACGUAUCUUGUCUAUUGCCUUUCAACCUACCGAAGUAUAAGCUCCAAGAUGAUUGGGACUUUUAAAAAAAUUGUUUCGCCACUAUUAAUGCAAGGCACAUAGUAGGCACUCGAUUACUGCUUGUUGUAUAAAUAAAUAUAUGAACAAUUGAUUAAACAAAGGUUUAUUUGAA